AUGAUUGAACCCUGUGGUUUUAAGCUCUUUGACCCCCGGUCGCUCUCCCUGAGAUCACUUCCCGAAGGUGGAAUGCGGGAGGACAUGAGCAAGUUGCUCGUCUGUCAAACAGACGAGGGAGGCGCUAAUCCACCAGCCAACAUCACUUGGCGUCAUCUAAGUCCUCUCGGUGCUGUGGAAAGCCUUGAUGAGGGGAUGUUUACUACCAACGCUCAGCGCAAAUCAAGCAGUGCUGGUGGUAGUGGAAUUGUCACUCAGUCCAAUCUCACCAUCCUCGCACAUCGUCGACUUAAUGGUCAUAGGAUAGAAUGCAGUAUUGAGAAACCCGGACGAAUCGCUAUUCUAAGGCAAAGUGAAACUCUUGAGGUUGUAUGAACAUUCUCACAACAGGCUCCAGUGGAUUGA
Messenger RNA from Rodentolepis nana, 405 nucleotides. Lineage: Eukaryota; Metazoa; Platyhelminthes; Cestoda; Cyclophyllidea; Hymenolepididae. The record is from the annotation of a GenBank genome assembly.